AUACAUUUUUAGUCUGGCAAGAAAAUUCGAGGUGCGCAGGAAAAAAAAGUUAAAAUCGUUCUUUCGUGAAGUUGCGUCACCCACAUGUUCUGUUUCUGGUGAAAUAAAAUAAGAAAAUAAAUUAAAUAGCUGUCUUAUUCACACAAUAAAAAUGUUGACCGCGACGCGGGUAAUAGGCCGAAAGGCGUUGGAGUGUUCUGGAUUAUCAUCAGACUUGUACACACAAAGGAAUUUUUCGUCAAUUCUUAAAAACACUGCAGCCCCUACAGUACCAAUAUAUCAGCGACAUGGCCUACAACACAGAAAUAAAUCCGAAGGCGUGCGCGGUGCAGUCAUCGGUAUCGAUCUUGGUACCACCAACUCUUGCGUUGCCGUCAUGGAAGGCAAAACGCCUAAGGUGGUUGAAAACAGCGAAGGAUCUCGCACGACGCCCUCGCACGUGGCGUUCUCUAAGGAGGGCGAGCGGCUGGUCGGCAUGCCGGCCAAGCGGCAGGCCGUCACCAACAGCGGCAACACGUUCUACGCGACCAAGCGGCUCAUAGGCCGCAGGUUCGACGACCCGGAGGUGCAGAAGGACAUGAAGAAUCUCUCGUACAAAGUGGUCAGGGCUUCGAAUGGUGACGCCUGGGUGCAAGGCAGCGACGGCAAGGUGUACUCGCCGAGUCAGAUCGGCGCGUUCGUGCUGAUGAAGAUGAAGGAGACAGCGGAGGCGUACCUGAACACGUCGGUGAAGAACGCCGUCAUCACCGUGCCCGCCUACUUCAACGACUCGCAGCGACAGGCCACCAAGGACGCCGGUCAGAUUUCGGGUCUCAACGUGUUGCGUGUGAUCAACGAACCGACCGCGGCGGCGCUCGCUUACGGCAUGGACAAGACUGACGACAAAAUUAUUGCGGUAUACGACUUGGGAGGCGGCACCUUCGACAUAUCGGUUCUGGAGAUCCAGAAAGGCGUGUUCGAGGUGAAGUCUACUAACGGCGACACGCUGCUCGGUGGGGAGGACUUCGACAACGUCAUCGUCAACUUCCUCGUCGACGAGUUCAAGAGAGACCAAGGCCUUGACAUCCGCAAAGACGCGAUGGCCAUGCAGCGAUUAAAGGAAGCCGCUGAAAAGGCCAAGAUCGAACUUUCUGGAUCACUACAGACAGACAUUAACUUGCCAUACCUCACUAUGGAUGCAUCUGGACCCAAACACAUGAACCUUAAGAUGACGCGGUCGAAGCUGGAGUCGCUGGUAGGUGACCUGAUCAAACGCACGGUGGCGCCCUGCCAACGCGCCCUGCAGGACGCGGAGACGCAGCGCUCUGACAUCGGUGAGGUGCUGCUCGUCGGUGGCAUGACGCGUAUGCCUAAGGUGCAACAAACAGUGCAAGAGAUCUUCGGUCGUGCGCCGUCCCGCGCGGUGAACCCCGACGAGGCGGUGGCGGUGGGCGCGGCGGUACAGGGCGGCGUGCUUGCCGGCGACGUGACCGACAUCCUGCUGCUCGACGUGACGCCGCUCUCGCUCGGUAUCGAAACGCUCGGCGGCGUCUUCACCAAGCUCAUCACCAGGAACACUACCAUACCCACCAAGAAGAGCCAGGUCUUCUCCACAGCGGCUGACGGACAGACACAAGUUGAAAUCAAAGUACACCAGGGUGAGCGAGAGAUGGCUUCCGACAACAAGCUGCUGGGACAAUUCUCACUAGUGGGCAUCCCUCCGGCGCCGCGCGGUGUGCCGCAGAUUGAGGUCACCUUCGACAUCGACGCCAACGGCAUCGUGCACGUGUCCGCCAGGGACAAAGGCACCGGCAAGGAACAACAGAUCGUGAUCCAGUCGUCAGGCGGUUUGUCCAAGGACGAGAUCGAGAACAUGGUGAAGGCGGCAGAACAGUUUGCGGCAACCGACAAGCAGAGGCGCGAGCGCGUCGAGGUCGCCAACCAGGCCGAGGGCGUGCUGCACGAUACCGAGACCAAGAUGGACGAGUACAAGAGCCAGCUGCCGCAAGACGAGUGCGACAAGUUGCGCGAGGAGAUCGCGAAGCUGCGCGAGUUGCUCGCGCGCAAGGACAGCGCCGACCCCGAGGAGAUCCGGACCGCCACCCAGCAACUGCAACAGGCCAGUCUGAAGCUCUUCGAGCAGGCCUACAAGAAGAUGGCGGCGGAGCGCGAAGGCGGCCAGCAACAACAAGAGCAGCAGUCAACGGAACAGGGCGAGAAGAAGGAAGAGAAGAACUAAAGAGUGCACCGCAUCAUCAUCGCCGCACAGUACGGCGGAAGCCAUGCCGCCGCGGCUGGGAACACAUACCGAGUCGCCAUCUGUAUUCAAACAACAUCUCCAUUCUUAUCACAUAAGCCAGAAACAUUUCCAAUCAUCACAAAUCAAACAGAGAAUUGCACCAUCCCGCUUAGUCAAAUAAUUCUGUACAGAUUUUAUUGGUCCCUUUCUUGUCUGAACCAAACAUCAUACAGUUUAAUGACAGUAGGUGCACACAAUUUGUUUUGACACUUUUAUUAAUUUUAUGUAUUCUCUUGUAUUGAUUCGAGCCCCGGCGAUGUGUAUAUUCCACGUUUAUUCGUAACAAAGAGAGCGUUCGCGCGCGUCCUUGCCUGUUUUACAGAUCGGAGACGCGCGCUAGUCGCUAGUUGUUGUUUAGUUGGUAUUGGCUGUUACCGAGGCGGCGCCGUGCGUCCGUCCGACACCUGUGUGAGUGUGAUGUUCCCUGUCUGCACUUUCAAUAUUUGUUAUUUAUAAUACUUUACUGGUAUUACCUAUCGGCCUGCAUAGUAGUCCUACUUUUGCAAUAUUACACCAAAAAUUCAAAUAAGGCAAGCAUAUUAUGUAUUGAACAAAGAUUUGUCACAAGUAAAUUGGUGAAAGUAGUAUUGGGUACAGACGCUGUAUGCAGACGACACGUUCAUACGUAACACUACCGGUGUGUUUUGGACUUGUUCGUGAGUACUGUAUAUGGCUGGUAAUUAGAUUAAAUUCAAAUAUGUACAAUAUAUUAAAUUAUCAAUGUAGAAUGAACAUCUUUAAAAUUUUGAUUUAUAUCAACGAGUUAGCUUUACAGUGCAUUUAGGCAACAACACGGUGCUAAAGAUGUCUGUCCAUCGAGGUAAAAGCAUAGUCUGUAAAUAUCAAACCAAUAGUAUUCCAUUGAAACAAAUAUCGAGUAUUUUAUGCAGUCGUCUUGGUCAAGAUUCCUCGCCUGCUCCGCCCCACUCUAGUGGACAGACAUCUUAAUACGCGCCACUAGGAAAGAAUGACGUAAUGUUUGAUUUUCAAAUAAGUUGUAAAAUAAUUGUUAUAAAUGAUAGUGAUCUAUCAUCAAUAUAAAUUCUCACAGGAAUGUGAGGUUGAGGAAGUGUGCGUCGCUUCUGCGGUGCCAUCGUUAGUUGCUAUCGUGAUGUGGUUAGCAAGUAGUUAUUCCGCCGAGUUUUGCAGCGUGCCUCGGCUCCGUCUUCAGUGUAGUGAAAUUGUUUUUAUAAUAUAAUAUUGUGUCUGUGUGUGUAUGUAUGUAUGUGACUGAGCGUGCGUGAGUGUUGUGUAAACGUGGGCGCGGGCGUCGCCGCGGCUUAUUGUAUGUAUGUUUGUUAGAAUAGUGAAUAUAUUAUUUCCAAAUUUA
Molecule: messenger RNA, 3608 nt
Organism: Manduca sexta (tobacco hornworm)
Lineage: Eukaryota; Metazoa; Arthropoda; Insecta; Lepidoptera; Sphingidae
Gene: Hsc70-5
Product: heat shock 70 kDa protein cognate 5
Exons: 14
Coding region: 152-2218 (688 amino acids)
Biological process (GO): protein refolding; cellular response to unfolded protein
Cellular component (GO): cytoplasm; mitochondrion
Molecular function (GO): ATP hydrolysis activity; heat shock protein binding; ATP-dependent protein folding chaperone
Source: RefSeq, a predicted model, not a curated record